Messenger RNA from Panicum hallii, 1936 nucleotides. Its product is annotated as cytochrome P450 71A1-like. Gene Ontology annotation, molecular function: heme binding; monooxygenase activity; iron ion binding. The transcript is spliced from 2 exons. Bases 161 to 1735 code for a protein of 524 amino acids. The record is from RefSeq and is a predicted model, not a curated record. NCBI's taxonomy places the organism in Eukaryota, Viridiplantae, Streptophyta, Magnoliopsida, Poales, Poaceae.
CUAUGUUGCCCAUGCCACCAGCACUUGCCAUGGACGGAGAAAAGAAACUCGCCUGGUCACCCAAUCGCCCACAUUAUAUAUCCCAUCACUUCAGACGAUGCACCCAUCUCGACGCAGAGCACACCACGUCCCAGUUCCCACCACCUAAGCCUAAGCUUCGAUGGAGCCGCCGCCGCCGCCAGGGGCGUCCUCCCUCGCCGCCGUGCUUGCCACCGCGCUCCUCCUCGUCACCGUGCUCCGCCGCCGGCGCAGCGCCGCCACCCGCAAGUACAACCUCCCGCCAGGCCCUCGGCCGUGGCCGGUGAUCGGCAACCUCCAUCUGAUCGGCUCGCUCCCGCACCGCUCCCUCCACGAGCUCUCCGCGCGGCACGGCCCGCUCAUGUCCCUCCGCUUCGGCUCCGUCCCCGUCGUCGUCGCCUCUUCCGUGGACGCGGCCAGGUUCGUCCUCAAGACCCACGACGCCGCGUUCAUCGACCGCCCCAGGAUGGCGUCGGGGAGGUACACUGCCUACGACUUCUCCGACGUCGUCUGGUCGCCCUACGGCGCGUACUGGCGCCAGGCGCGCAAGCUGUGGCAGACCAAGCUCCUCAGCGCCAGGCAGCUCCGGUCGCAGGAGCACGUCCGUGUCGAGGAGCUGCGCGCCCUGCUGCGCAGCCUGUCGUCGCCGUCGUUCGCGGGGCGCGCGGUGGCGCUCAAGGAGCACCUGCUCAUGCUGAGCCUCAACGUGAUCUCGCGCAUGGCGCUGGGCAGGAAGUACGUCGGGGACGGGGAGGACGCCGCCGGCUCGCCGGUCUCGCCGGGCGAGUUCAGGUGGAUGGUCGACGAGCUGUUCGUUCUCAACGGCGUGCUCAGCGUCGGGGACUUCAUCCCGUGGCUCAGCUGGCUGGACCCGCAGGGGUACGUCGGGAGGAUGAAGAGGCUCGGCAAGAUGUUCGACCGGUUCCUGGAGCACGUGCUGGACGAGCACAACGAGCGAAGGCGGCGAGUGGGGGACGGGUUCGUCGCCACGGACAUGGUGGACCUGCUGCUGGAGCUCGCUGACGACCCCGGCCUCGAGGUCCCGAUCGAGCGGGAUGGCGUCAAGGGAUUCACCCUGGACCUCAUCGCCGGCGGCACGGACACCUCGGCAGUGGCCGUCGAGUGGGCGAUGUCGGAGCUCCUGAGGAACCCCGACGUCCUGGCCAAGGCCACCGGCGAGCUGGACAGCGUCGUCGGCCACGACCGCCUCGUCACGGAGCAGGACAUCCCGAAGCUCCCCUACCUGGAGGCCAUCGUGAAGGAGACCUUCCGCCUGCACCCGAUCUCACCCCUGCUGGCGCCGCGCCUGUCCCGCGAGGACGCGUCCACGGGCAGCUACGACGUCCCGGCGGGCACGCUCGUGUUCGUCAACGCCUGGGCCAUCGGCCGCGACCCCGCCGUGUGGGGGCGCACGGCGGAGGAGUUCCGGCCGGAGCGGUUCGUCGGGAGCGGCGUGGACGUGAAGGGGCAGGACCUAGAGCUGCUGCCGUUCGGAUCCGGCCGCCGGAUGUGCCCGGGCUACGCCCUCGGGCUCAAGAUGGUGCAGGUGACUCUAGCGAACCUGCUGCACGCCUUCGCGUGCAGGCUCCCCGAUGGCGUGGCGGCGGAGGAGCUGAGCAUGGAGGAGAAAUUCGGGCUGUCGAUGCCGCGAAAGGUUCCUCUCGAGGUCGUCGCUGAACCCAAGCUCCCGGCACACCUCUACGCUAUUGGGCCGUGAUGCAUGAUGGAAAACUGCCAAGUCUGUCUGCUUGCUGACUCCACCUGCGUGGCUGCGUGUAUACAAUAUGCGUGAUUUGAAUGUGCUUGUGGCCGCAAUAAAAGAGGAUUAUGUUUCUUAUUCCGUGUAUGUUGUUUUCUUUGUGUUUGUCCUUGAUUGUGUGUGUAGGUUUGCUUUUAAAUAAGUUUUCUUUGUUACUUA